UGGUAGUAAUCUGUGACAAUCAUUGAACAGCUGUGAGAAUGCAAUAGAAAUUUUACGUUAUGUUGAAGUAGUUAAUAAUUUACUGGGAAUGUGUAAAUAUUUAAUUUCUGUCGUUCCUGAAAUGUGUUGUAAAGGGCACAUGUAAAAUUCAGUAUACAACACAAUGGCAGGAUUACUGGGAUAUAGUCGUGAAGCCAUCAGAGUCAAAGUAAAGAAAUGUGAAGGGGUGCUUCAGCCAGAAUAUAGGAAGUUCAGUGUGGAUCCACAGAUCACAUCUUUUGAAGUACUUCAAAGUAUUUUGGCCAAGGCAUUUGAUAUUAGAGGAGAUUUUACUGUUUGCUAUAGAGCAUUUGAUGACUAUGGCCAGGAAACGUACUUGUCUCUGUUAUCAGACUGGGACUUAGAUGCAGCAUUCCUAAGUGCUUCAGAGCCAUGCCUCUGUUUACAAGUGGAUAUGAAGCCGUUUGAAGAGAGCUCGGAUGAUUGGGAUUUGCUAGGUUAUGUUGAUGUUCCACAAACUCAAGUACCAGGAAGCAAGCCUCAGAACCGGCUACCUGGGUUGAUCUUGAAUCAGGUUGAGAGGACAUUCAACAUGGUACAGAGGGCACUGAAUCUCAUAGAGGAACAGCAACCUCCCAUCUCUGAUCAGCCUCCCCGCACACCACUGACAGAUGCAGAAUUCCGCAAGUUCUUGGACCCUAUUGGUCAGGUGGUACAAGCCCGUGAAUUGAGGACUGCCAUUUAUUAUGGUGGCAUAGAGCCUAGUCUCAGGAAGGUGGUUUGGAAACAUAUUUUGAAUGUAUAUCCAGAUGGAAUGUCUGGGAAGGAAAGAAUGGAUUACAUGAAAAAGAAAGCAUAUGAAUACCAGGCCCUGCGGGACUGUUGGAAGGAGAUGGUACAGAAUGGACAUGUGAUGGGAGACGUGGCAUAUGUGACUAGCAUGGUACGCAAGGAUGUGCUGAGAACAGACCGCCACCAUAGAUUCUAUGCUGGUAGUGAUGAUAAUCAAAACAUAGCUUCCCUUUUUAAUAUACUAACAACGUAUGCACUAAAUCAUCCAACAGUGAGCUACUGUCAAGGUAUGAGUGACCUUGCAUCACCACUGCUGGUGACAAUGGGAGAUGAAGCACAUGCAUACAUCUGUUUCUGCGCACUGAUGAAGCGCCUUCACUCAAACUUUAUGCUGGAUGGCAUUGUAAUGACACUCAAAUUCCAGCAUUUGUCAGAAGGAAUUCUGUAUUAUGACCCAGAGUUUUAUGCUUACCUAAAGAGUCAUCAGGCUGAUGACCUUCUAUUUUGCUACCGCUGGUUGUUACUUGAGAUGAAACGGGAAUUUGCAUUUGAUGAUGCCCUACGGAUGUUGGAAGUGCUUUGGAGUUCCUUGCCCCCUACACCACCACAGAAGGAACUGCAGCUCUUUGAAAAGCAGUUCUGUUCAUUGACACCAGGGGAUGCUCCUCUCCUAAAGACACCCCGAGAGAAUGCAUACACUAAAGUGUGUGCAUUAAGGCGCCAGAGUUCUGCAGCAUCCAUUAGUUCUCUUGUUAGUACUCGUCAAGUUAUUCGUCACAGGCAGAAUCAGAGCUUGGAUGAGACUUCAACAGUUGAAAAGCAAAAUAAAGUGAUGCCAUUCUCAAGCCUAGAUGAUACCAGUAUCCGGAUGAUGGCUCAAAGACAAGAAUCCAAAUCACAGUCUACUUCCUUAUUUGAAACACUCUCAGAACCUGAAUCAGAUGAAACAUCCUUAAACCAUAUCAACAGGAGAAAAACAGCUGAAGUUCGUUCUGGUAGCACAGACAAUCUUGUCAUUCCAAAACUGGCAACUAAGCGAGGGUACCUACAGAAUUUGAAGCAAAAACUUUCUGGAAGCCAGAAUAAGAAUCUCUUUCCUUCAGUGGAUAAAAGCAAUACUCAAGAUAUGAUUACAGAUGAUGUGACAGAAAAGACACAAGUGCGAGUGGUGAAGAAUUUAAAUGAAUUUCUGAACUUUACAGCCCUUAAUAAAAACCGUUUACUUCCAGACAAAAUAGUUCCUAGCUCACCUCCAAAGAAGGAAUCUACCCAGGUAUGGCAAGAAAAUACAUCAGUGAAUAAAUAUAAUGUCAAAACUAACUUGGGAGAUGGUGAUCUUCCUACAGUAGUAUCUCAAAAAGAGUUACAGAACCACUCCACAAUCCUCACCUGUGAUAAUAAAGGUAAAGGUCAGUUUGGAAAUAAGGACACAUUUUGUGAUGGUAGUUCUCCAGAUGAUUCAGCUGAGUACUUCCCAAUGACAACAUCAAUGACACGAGAACUGCGGCUAGAAUUAGAAAACCUAGAUCGCCAGGUGUUUGGUUCAAAGUUCAGUCAGCAAAGCUUUACCCUAGAAGAUUCAGAAGAAAUAGAAUCACCAUGCAGUGAAUCUUUCCUGUCUGUUGACAGAAAAGGACAUAAAAAUUAUGUAGUGUCCAAAAAUGCCUCUGGUGUACAUACUGAAACUGUUAUAGGUUUACAAGUGGCUGAGAUCUGCCCUGAACCCAAUUUUAAAUCACUGACUCUGAAAUUGGCUCAUAGCUGGCAACAACAUGAUGGAAAUCAAAUACCGAAACAACCAUCAGAUUCAGAGAAGAAAGUUCCAAGCUGUAUAAGACUGAAUCAUCAUCACUUCAGUCCAGGCUCUUCAUUUAGCACUGGGGAGGAGAUAUUUGUGUGGGAGAAUCCACUGCAGUGUCCAGCAACGCCAGAUGAGCAGGCAGACUUGGAGUAUGAUGAUUCUCAAUGUGUAACUGUUAGUGGUGGGGAGAUUUUUGAAAAUGAAGGUCAGGGUAUAAAGUCAGUGACACCUAUUAGACUGGUGCGAAGUGGUGUUGGUGUACAGACUAGCAAUGGAACAUCGUUGCCAACAGAUGAUGCAAGUGACAGUUCGGAUGGCUGGGUUGACCAUAAAGUAGAUGCACAUGGCCCUUCCAAAACUGUAUCAAGCAGAGGAAGUGUUUCAUCUGAAAAACAGAACUGUGAUCCUGGACAUCUAAGACAAAAAGCAAACCAAGAAAUGUCAGGUAUAGCUCCGACAUCUGCUAUGACUAACUCAUGUGAGGAGGUGACUGAGCAUACAUUAAGAAACUCCACACCUGCAGUUUUAAGCACAAAACAGCCAUUGCAAUAUUCCAAAAAUCUGCUACCUCCUCCGUCUGAGUUUGGAGGUGGAAAUCCAUUUCUCAUGUUCCUGUGUCUGACUGUUCUCCGUCAGCACAGGGAUAUUGUAAUGGGUAAUGGCAUGGACUACAAUGAGAUGGCCAUGCAUUUUGAUAAGAUGAUCCGCAAGCACAAUGUGACACGGGUACUGAACCAAGCCAGACAGAUGUUUGCAACAUACCUUCGGCAACAGGCUUCACUCAGUAAUAAUACAGUUCACUCAAACUCAGAUCUUAAUAUAUAAGGCAGUAAAGGUGCCAGCAAGCAGUGGUUUCCAACUUUUUUAAUAUAGUAUUUUCCUCCAGUUUUGACUUCUUGUCUUUAAUCAGCUGUUGAAGUAGACAUAGCUAGUGUACAACAGACCCUGUAGUUUCAUUAAGAAAUUUUUUGAACAAUAAUUAGGCAUAUAGUCAGUAAAAUAUUACUUGUUCUGUAGAAAAUUAUAAACAAAAGUACAUUCUACAUAUGUCCUUUGCUUGUUUCAUGAGAAAACAUGCAUCUGCCCUUUGCCUCAUAAUGUGAUCCAUUUGGAAACCACUGUUGUAAAAAUUUCAUUCAUACAAAAUGAAUACACCUAGCAGACAAAUGACAUGCUUAAAAUCAUGGGAAAUCAACACCAUGCAGCCACCUUGUGCCAUGUUUUUAGUACUUAUGUGGGAGUUAGGUGAAUAACUUACUAACUAAUUAGAUGGCUUAAGAAACCCAAAGGUUCAUCACCAAAUUAACCAAAGCCCUUCGUAGGUCCCUGUCCUUUGCCAGCAAAAUCCAAUU
This is a messenger RNA of Zootermopsis nevadensis, 3945 nucleotides long. RefSeq lists its product as uncharacterized. Lineage: Eukaryota; Metazoa; Arthropoda; Insecta; Blattodea; Termopsidae. Gene Ontology annotation, biological process: regulation of autophagosome maturation; activation of GTPase activity. Gene Ontology annotation, molecular function: GTPase activator activity. The record is from RefSeq and is a predicted model, not a curated record. Gene Ontology annotation, cellular component: autophagosome.